Messenger RNA from Salvelinus namaycush (lake trout), 4413 nucleotides. RefSeq names its product ephrin type-A receptor 4. Gene Ontology annotation, cellular component: neuron projection; plasma membrane. Bases 46 to 3012 code for a protein of 988 amino acids. Gene Ontology annotation, molecular function: protein binding; ATP binding; transmembrane-ephrin receptor activity. The record is from RefSeq and is a predicted model, not a curated record. Gene Ontology annotation, biological process: cell surface receptor protein tyrosine kinase signaling pathway; protein phosphorylation; negative regulation of axon extension. Lineage: Eukaryota; Metazoa; Chordata; Actinopteri; Salmoniformes; Salmonidae. The transcript has 18 exons.
GCAGGACCUGUGAGGAGCGGAACGAACGACCAGAAAAAACGACAAAUGGCACUCAUGGCUGGGAUUUUGUUUACGGCGACCUCUGUGCUGCUUGGAAUUUCUACGUGUGUUUCUUCGGCACGGAUUUACCCCCCAAACGAAGUGACAUUACUGGACUCCAGAUCUGUAGCGGGGGAGUUGGGCUGGUUCGCCAACCCAACAGAAGGAGGGUGGGAGGAGGUGAGCAUCAUGGAUGAGAAGAACAUUCCCAUCAGGACGUACCAGGUGUGUAACGUGAUGGAACCCAACCAAAACAACUGGCUUAGAACUGACUGGAUCCCCCGGGUUGGCGCCCAGCGUGUCUACAUUGAAAUCAAGUUCACCCUGCGCGACUGUAACAGUCUUCCUGGUGUCAUGGGAACCUGCAAGGAGACCUUCAACCUCUACUACUACGAGUCCAACAACGACAAGGAGCGCUACAUCCCAGAGAACCAGUUUGGCAAGAUCGACACGGUGGCGGCCGACGAGAGCUUCACCCAAGUGGACAUCGGAGACCGCAUCAUGAAGUUGAACACGGAGGUCAGGGACGUGGGAGCCUUGACCCGGAAGGGUUUCUACCUGGCCUUCCAGGACGUGGGAGCCUGCAUUGCCCUGGUGUCUGUCAGGGUGUUCUAUAAGAAGUGUCCCAUGGCUGUGAGGAACCUGGCCCAGUUCCCUGACACCACCACCGGGGCUGACACCUCAUCACUGGUAGAAGUCCGAGGAUCCUGCGUAAAUGAUUCAGAGGAGCGUGACGUUCCCAAAAUGUACUGCGGGGCGGACGGAGAGUGGCUGGUGCCCAUCGGGAACUGCCUGUGUAACCCGGGAUUUGAGGAGAGAAACGUUGAAUGCCAGGCCUGUAAGAUUGGCUACUACCGUGCCCUGGCCACAGACGGUGCCUGCUCCAAGUGUCCUCUCCACAGCUACUCUGUCAGAGAGGGAUCCACAUCCUGUGCCUGUGACAAGGGCUACUUCCGCUCAGAGACUGACCCUGCAUCCAUGCCAUGCACCAGGCCUCCGACGGCUCCGCUCCACCUCAUCUCCAAUGUCAAUGAGACGUCGGUCAACUUGGAGUGGAGCACCCCCCUCUCUUCUGGCGGACGCCAGGACCUCAGCUACAACGUGGUGUGUAAACGUUGUGGGCCAGAGGGGACACGGUGUCAGCCCUGUGGGAACGGGGUCCACUUCAGCCCCCAGCAGCUGAGCCUCAGGGCCACCAAGGUGUCUAUCAACGACCUGCAGGCCCACACAAACUACACCUUUGAGAUCUGGGCUGUCAACGGGGUCUCCCAGCAGAGCCCUGGACCUGAGCAGGCCGUGUCGGUGACAGUCACUACCAACCAGGCCGCCCCGUCUCCCGUCAACUCAAUCCAGGCCAAGGACAUCACCAGACACACCAUCUCCCUGGCCUGGCAGCAGCCUGAGAAAGCCAACGGGGUCAUCUUGGAGUACGAAGUCAAAUACUACGAGAAGGACCAGAAUGAGAGGAGUUAUCGCAUCAUCAAGACGUCAUCUAGGAACACUGACAUCAAAGGCCUGACCCCUCUGACUUCCUACGUGUUCCACGUGCGCGCUCGCACCGCCGCCGGCUAUGGAGAGUUCAGCGCUCCCUUCGAGUUCAUGACCAACUCUGUUCCAGCUCCUAUCAUCGGAGACGGGACUAACUCCACAGUGUUGCUGGUAUCUGUGGUGGGCAGUGUUGUUCUCCUCCUCAUCCUCAUCAGUGCCUUCGUCAUCAGCAGGAGAAGGAGUAAGUACAGUAAGGCCAAGCAGGAUGCCGAUGAAGAGAAACACCUACACCAAGGAGUGAGGAUAUACAUAGACCCCUUUACCUACGAAGACCCCAACCAGGCUGUCCGAGAGUUUGCCAAGGAGAUCGACGCUUCCUGUAUCAAGAUUGAGAAAGUCAUUGGCAUCGGUGAGUUUGGGGAGGUGUGCAGUGGUCGUCUGAAGAUGCCAGGAAAGAGGGAGAUCUGUGUGGCCAUUAAGACCCUGAAGGCGGGAUACACAGACAAGCAGAGGCGGGACUUCCUGUCUGAGGCCAGCAUCAUGGGCCAAUUUGACCAUCCAAACAUCAUUCACCUGGAGGGAGUGGUCACCAAGUGUAAACCAGUGAUGAUUAUCACAGAGUACAUGGAGAAUGGUUCUCUGGAUGCAUUUCUGAGGAAGAAUGACGGGCGUUUCACAGUGAUCCAGCUGGUGGGCAUCUUGCGUGGCAUCGCGUCGGGCAUGAAGUACCUUUCUGAUAUGAGCUAUGUCCACAGAGACCUGGCCGCUCGCAACAUCCUGGUCAACAGCAACCUGGUGUGUAAGGUGUCUGACUUCGGCAUGUCACGAGUACUGGAGGACGACCCCGAGGCUGCAUACACCACCAGGGGAGGGAAGAUCCCCAUUCGCUGGACAGCCCCAGAGGCCAUUGCCUACAGGAAGUUCACCUCGGCCAGCGACGUGUGGAGCUACGGCAUCGUAAUGUGGGAAGUGAUGUCAUAUGGGGAGCGCCCAUAUUGGGACAUGAGUAACCAGGAUGUGAUCAAGGCCAUAGAUGAGGGGUACAGGCUUCCCCCGCCCAUGGACUGCCCCGUGGCACUGCACCAGCUGAUGCUGGACUGCUGGCAGAGGGAGAGGGGCGACAGGCCCAAGUUUGGCCAGAUCGUCAACAUGCUGGACAAACUGAUCCGGAACCCCAACAGCCUGAAGAGGACUGGAGGAGAGACCACACGGCCCAGCACCACCCUCCUGGAGCCGGUCAGCCCGGAGGUGGCCUCGGCCCUGGGCUCUGUGGAGGACUGGCUGCAGGCCAUCGGCAUGGAGAGAUACAGCGACAACUUCACCGCAGCAGGAUACACCAGCCCAGAGGCUGUGGUUCAUAUGACACAGGAGGACAUGGGCCGAAUUGGAAUCUCCUCAGCUGCACACCAGAAUAAGAUCCUGACCAGCGUCCAGGGAAUGCUCUCCCAAAUGCAACAGAUGCAAGGCAGAAUGGUUCCGGUCUGAUCAACGAGAAGGAAACAACUUAAUUUCUAACGGAUAAUACAAAUUAAAUAUCAAAAGACAAAUGAACAAUCAAAUUGUUUACCUCUUCCAUGCACUUUAAAUUGGAUUUAAAAGAAGAAGAAAAGAACAAGAAGAAGAAAAGUGGGAAAAAUAUGCACUUUUUAUCAGAUAUUAGACCUUGCCCUAUUGAGAACGGGAUAUUUUUCUGUGCGAGCGGCGCUGAGAACGGGAUGGACGGAAAGCUUUUCCGAGAGGCCAACUGGAGUGCCUUCAAUGGUCUGGAAGGAAUUCAGAGGGGAUUGCUCCUCUAGGCAAGAGUAAUAUAUCUGGAAAGUUAUUUUCUGGAAUACCCACAGAGCAGAUUUUUGUCCCGUAGCUGUGUUCUGUGUGUGACUUGUUCUCUGUGACUCGCUGACAUACCCUCGAGUGUCUUUCUCAGCUGCAUCCGUUCGAAUACCAACAGACAAAAUGAAGGAUUCCAACCUCCAGAUAAACACUCAUGUUCUGAAUCUGAGAGGUUGAGGGAGGGAUGGAGGAGGGAGGGGAAGGGGGUUCUGUGUUUUUGCUCUGUUCGGGUCUUGUUUUGUCCCAGAUUGGGCUGUUUUGUUGCCCUCUGGACAUUUUCUCAGAAUGUUUUUAAUCUAAAGAGGUGCAUUCCUACCCCUUGUCCUCCCAAACCACCAUCUCAUCCCUCCUCAAACAUAUUUCAUCACCCCUUUUGGAUUACAGCCCGCCCCCCUUGGUCUGAUUAUUGCUCUAUGUUCUUUGACGGACAGCUGUUUGGACCAGUUGGAAUCUUACUGUGUAUUUGUUUCCUGAAUGUGGUACUGAGAGCAAAGGAGUAUGGGGUUUAUUUGGACACGACUGUGCACUACUGCGGAGAGAUGGAUAUGUAACAAAACAACAAUGACAACGACAUCAAAAUAAACAAGAGAAUACAUGCUGGACAUUAUUCAAUCAUCAAUCACAAUGCUGCCGCCGCCUUUCAUCAACAGGAUUCCUCCCUCUCUCCAUGACCAGAAUUCCUCCUCUUCUCCUUGGAGUCUCCUCCAACUCCAUGAUGAGAAAUUCAUCUCUCCAUGUCUGGCACGUUCGCUGUUCGGCGUCGCUCCAUUUUUCACAACGGACAAACAGACUAGCGAUCCAUGACCACCAUCAACAGCUUACGAAAACAAUAUGAAUGAUUCAGCAACGCUUAAAAAACAUUUAAAUAAUGUAAUAUAAACUAGACCCUGCUCCAGCAGACGAUGUACUUGUUUUAUGAAUUUUGAAGUUUAUUUUCCUUUGUGUUUUUGGUUUGCAUGUAAAGUGAGUGUAUGGUAACAGCGAGCAUGUGAUAGUGUGUUGAGUGUGUUGAGUGUGUUGAGUGUGUGAGUGAGUGAGUGAGUGAGUGAGUGAGUG